GGAAGUUGCUUUCAGCGGCUAGAACCCGCAGAGCCGCAGCCAUGGCCCCGUGAUCCUUUAUUGUAUCGGAAGCUCCUUACACAGCACAAUCUCCACGUCUCCUUUAUCUCAUCCUUACUUGGAAUUGUUGUCCGCAAGGAUGGCCGACGAAGAUGUUGAAUCGAUACGCGUCUAUAGGAGAUUAGUUGAUAAUCUUCUUAUGCGAGCCGAACUAGUCAAACCGGAUAAGCAAAUCGAACCUCCGUUGACAGAAACACACCUCGGAGAAGCGAUCUGGAAAGUCGAAGGCGAUGAUGAGCAGGUCACAAGUCGGCUCAGCCAGCAGACGCAAUUUGCUGCAGUUGAAAUUGCAUUCAGGGAGAGGUUUUACAGUCUGCUUGCCACUACAUUCAUAGAUGAGCCGUCCUUUAUACAAAUAUGGAAUUUGCUCGACAUAAUCUCAAUAUUUUCGGACAACGAACAGUGUGAGCCCGGUCUUAUAUUUUGGCUGAUUGAGGAAUUACUUGAUAGCCAAACUAUUGAUGGCUGUCGCAAAGUUUUUGACUAUCUCGAGUCUCGGAGAGAACGAAAUACUAAAAAACACUUUAAGCAGAAAAGUUUGAUCAUUCUGAGGUCCUGCAACGAAUUGCUGCGGAGGCUUUCGCGAGCCGAAGAUACUGUAUUUUGUGGACGUGUCUUUAUCUUCCUCUUCCAGAGUUUCCCGUUAGGAGACAAGAGCGCCGUCAACCUUCGGGGCGAAUAUCAUACCGAGAAUGUCACUACUUACGACGAAAUCCCUGAAUCCGACAGCAUCAUGCCAGAUGAUGCAGAUGUGGUAAUGUCUGACGAGCAGAGACCGUCAACGACUAUUGAAAGCCAACAAGAGAACAACAAUACUGAACCGCCGCCCCUCGCAGAUUCUCAGGCCCCUGUUCAAGAUCAACCGGCAGCCCCGAAAGUCAUCAUUUCGCAAGAUGAAGGUGUUGAUGAGAAGGCGAACGAUUUGAACAAGCUCUACCCUAUGUUCUGGGGCCUCCAGGCGUAUUUCUCUGCCCCAACAAGGAUAUUCGAUCCUCAACACUUCACCACAUUCAGGACAGGACUUGAGGCUACUCUUUCUGCCUUCAAAUCAGUUAACACAGACCUUGAAAGUUCAGGCACGAGCAAGACUUCUGAAGAGCUUCGAAAAUCUAACAAACGGAAGAGAACUGCGGACGGCCAAGAAAUUGCGAGUAGUUUCAACCCGAAGUAUCUGACAAGCAGGGAUCUGUUUGACCUCGAGGUCAAUGACACAGCGUUUCGGAGGCAUGUUCUAGUUCAGGCGCUUAUUCUCCUAGAUUUCAUGCUCUCACUUACUCCUAAGGCAAAAGCAAAGCUAGCCGAGCUGACUAACAAAUCUGUACUCUACGGUUUUGUGUUGAAUGAGGACGAUGCUAAAUGGGCAGUCAAGAUGAGAAAGGCGAUAGAGGAGUAUUUGCAGGAAGGUGUUGGUGGAAAAUUCUACUAUCGAAUGGUGGACACCGUUUUGUCGAGGGACAAAAAUUGGGUUCGUUGGAAAGCCGAAGGUUGUCCAUUGAUUGAGAGACCUCCUGUUUCCGUAUCGGACUACCUCGGUGCUCGUGAGUAUGCAACUAAAGUCUACGCCAACAAGCGCCUUCGGUCUUCACCCAUGGGUUCGCUAAAUUUGAACUUCCUCUCCGAAGGCGAAUCACUAGCCGGUCUAAAAAGGCUCAAGGAACCUCAAAGGUUCACGGUACCUUCCUCCGAUUCGUUUAUGAUGGGUAUAAUGGACGAUGAGUUAGAUAUGGAUACUGCCCAGACAAAGGAGGAUAAAGAGAACGCGACACGCGCUAAAGCGAGCAAGACUUGGCGUAUAUUAAGACUUUCCGCUAAAAGCAAGCUCGCAGCGUUCGACAAGAUUGAGGAUGGCAAAAAUCUAAAGCUGCUUUUUGAGACCCCACAGCCUUCCGAAGGCACUCCCCAGGUUUUUGAAGGCACCCCUCAGGCCCAUGAGACAAUGACGAAAAUGUCGGCCGAGGGCGAGUCUGGUGGUUCGGGGCAUGAUCAUGGGCCUACCAGCUCCGAACAAGGGAAUGCUACCGUUGCCACCGAGAAAAGUUCAGCGGAUUCGAAGGAUGCAGCAGCAGCAGACACAUGAAGAACGCCACACAUGCGGCCAGAGAACGCAUUGCCAUGAUUGGCUCUCGUUGGCGCCGAAGAACGAACCCUACGACCGUGAUGGAUGCUGAAUUCGAUACACCAUUUGAUGAUUUCAUGUGCUUGUAUGCGUCACUGUCACAACGCUAUGCGGGAUUCCUGCAGCACCGUAAAAUAUGAAAGGGACAUUUAGUAUGCGGACUAAGUUUUCUAAGAAGAGUUGGGGCGUGUUCAUUAUGACGAGACCUGAAAUGGGAGAUUACGGCGGGGGAACUUGGCCCUUUUGAUUGGCCUCAUUGAUGACCCUCAUCUGGCGUGCAGUUUAGUCCUCAGUGUGGCGACACCCGAAGUUUUCCCCCCGCCCUAUUAGAUACUCUGCAAGCAGGAGCAAACUCCUAGGAGCUCAUGGGGUCCAACAGGGAGGCGACAAAAGAGUAAUGAGAGGGGUAAGGACAUAGUAGCGGUACCGCUGACCGGAAAUUGAAGGUUUCCUGAUAAUCCACUUCGAGACCCAGGGAGGGGAUUAAUUCCUCGUAGUCUGAGAUGCGAGGAUGAAUUUGCCAGUGACCACGGUUACUGAGAAUGGCUCAGGGAGCACGCCGCUUCUUUGGCAACGCGGACAGAUAAGCUACGGACGAGGGUCCGAAUGUCUCGGGGAUCAACAACUCUAAUAUUACAUGGACGUACCUGCAUAAUCGUGGAUCUCAUUGUACUACCUAUCUAUCUAUCCAUCCAUCCAUCUAUCUA
Aspergillus pseudotamarii is the source of this 2883-nucleotide messenger RNA. Its product is annotated as THO complex subunit THO1/HPR1. The record is from RefSeq and is a predicted model, not a curated record. Gene Ontology annotation, biological process: mRNA export from nucleus; regulation of DNA-templated transcription elongation. The transcript has 7 exons. The coding region runs from base 140 to 2137 and encodes 665 amino acids. Lineage: Eukaryota; Fungi; Ascomycota; Eurotiomycetes; Eurotiales; Aspergillaceae. Gene Ontology annotation, cellular component: THO complex part of transcription export complex.